AUGGAUAGGCGGAAAAGCGCAGGGCUUCCUACACAAUUGAACCUGCAAAGCAGUGGUUACGGACUUCCUGUCGCUGAUGCGCACAAAUUCGAGACAACGAGCAUGUCGAUGGAAAGCUCUAUAGUAUCCUUGAAGGAGGUCUAUUCGGCUGUGCUAUUAUCUCUCCCUUACGCUUUCGCGUCUUUAGCCUUUGGUUUGGGAAUUGUUCCUGGAAUCUCUCGGGGCGCAAACUCAGCAGAUCCGAAUCCUGAGGUAGUCGUGAACAACGCUCGCUUCCAAAGUAUAGAUCUUGCAAAUACGUCCCGAUCCACUUUACUCAGUGGGCUCAUUGCGGCAACACUGCUUUUUCUGGCUAUGGGAGGCAAAGCCGCGCAAGCGGCUGGCAAGAUUCAAAGCACCAGAUCCUUUUCUCUACUCAACAUAUCGACCUCUGCGGACUUCCUGCGAGUUGGCAGAGUUGCGGUGAUGCGAGCAGCGACAAUCGGAUUGCCUUUCUAUGCUACAUCUUGUCUUGGAGGAGCCAGGGUAACGACUAUCUUCCUCUUUGCCAAAGUUACAGGCCUUAUGGUAGCUGGAGAUGAAUCUUCAAUACUACUUACAGGGAAAACCUGGAUGCGAGUGUUGAGCCAACGCAAAUGGAGUGUGGCAGUGAUAGCGCUUCAAAUUUGCACCGAUGUCUUUGGUCUUACCAAUAGUGAGUCGAAGCUAAGUAUUGCGCUUGGAUAUACGGCCCUUGGAAUCUCUGUCUUCAUGAUGCCACCGGCUUAUCCAUCCCUGAAGCCAAGGUCUUUGAGCAGAAUUAUACACAGCAGCUCUUUAAAGGCGACAGACUGGCGUGUUUCUUCCAACACUGCGUCUCCAUCCACACCUCUGCUUCCAAUCUCAUCAAAUAUAUGCACCGCAGAAGACAUCGACCUCACUCUGGCGGUCGCUUUGUUCAUGUGUAUCACAACUUUCAUACUUCCUUUCGUAUCUGCACCUAGCGCCGGCGCAGAUGCAACUGAUGGUAGCAUUUUUGCCUGGAGCAUCUUGACGACUUGCGCAGCAGCUCUAGGGCUAAUUUUCAUCGAUUCCUAUGCCCUUCGAAGCCAACGCGGUGCUGGGUCAAUUAUUGGAUCACUAAUUUCAUGUCUGUUGAUUACGACCUUGAAUUACGACGCAUGGACUUCUUUCUUCUACCAGAGCGUAUUCAUUGGCGCUUCAUACAUCGCUUAUGCUCUCGAUACUCGAUUUACCUCGUCAUCGUCCUCACAUUCUGCUGGACAUAAUAAUCAUCAACGGCGAUCCUAUCACGGAGAGGUUGUGGGAGCGUCCAGAAUGACAAACUACAUAGUACCGGCAGUCCAGGAUUGGCCUCUUCUUCAUACUAUUUUAGUUGAGAAGGACUCGCGCCGGAUCUUUUACUUCAUGUGCCUCAACUUUGCCUUCAUGCUAGUCCAAACCUUUUAUGGCAUUGUUUCGGGAUCGCUGGGCCUGCUAAGCGAUAGUAUUCAUAUGUUUUUCGAUUGUCUGGCUCUUUUGGUCGGUCUGUCAGCCGCCGUGAUGAGUAAGUGGCCGCCGAGUCGUCGAUUUCCUUAUGGCUAUGCCAAGAUUGAAACACUGGCGGGAUUUGCCAAUGGCGUCUUCUUGAUGCUCAUUAGUGUCGAAAUCAUCUAUGAGGCCAUUGAGCGUCUCUCAGAAGGCAGUAAUGUCAAGCGGUUGGGCGAGCUCAUGACCGUCAGUAUAUUAGGCCUUGUCAUUAACAUUGUUGGGAUCUUCGCCUUUGGUCAUGCUCAUCACGGGCAUGAUCAUUCACAUGGACACUCACACGGACACUCACACGGCCAGCAGGAUCAUGCCCAUGGCAAGCAUUCACAUCUGCAUCACGAGCAUGAACACGACCAAUCACACAGUGACCAUGAAUGUCAUAAUCAUACCCACCAGAGCGAAAGUGAGAUCAAGCACAACCAGAGUUUCCCAGCCUUGAAUGGUCAUGCUAGUGCUGAAAACCUGGCAACCUCUUCACCAACUCCAUCCGUGUACUCUUCAGUCCCAGCCACCCCCUCCAAAACAGUCCACCACGACGCUUCUAGUCAUGGUCAUGGCCAUGGUCAUCAUCAUCACGAGCACGAUCAUGAUCAUAGCCAUCGUCACAAUCAUCAUCACCACCACCAUAGCGAAAACAUGAUGGGUAUCUACUUGCACGUUCUUGGUGACACAUUAGGCUCGCUAGCCGUCGUUGUCUCCACAUGGCUGGUACAGUGGAACGGCUGGUCAGGUUGGGAUCCUCUUGCUUCCACAGGUAUAGCGAUCAUCAUCUUUGGCACUGCAAUCCCGCUGGUCAAGAACUGUGCAAGCAAGCUCCUUCUCACGGUUCCAGAAGACGUCGAAUACGACCUUCGAGAAGCACUAGCGGGUAUCAGUGCGCUACGUGGGGUAUUGGGCUGCACGGUCCCCAAGUUCUGGGUCCAAGACGGCGAGGAAAGACAUGUGAUGGGAGUUGUGCAUGUGGUGGCUGACAGGAUCAGCAACUUGGAGGAUGUGAAAGAGAGAUGCAUCGCCUUCUUGAAGGACGCCGGACUCGAUGUGCUGGUGCAGGUUGAAAUAGAAGGUGCAAGAUGUUGGUGCCAAGGAGUCAGUUCAAAGUAA
Messenger RNA from Bacidia gigantensis, 2628 nucleotides. RefSeq lists its product as uncharacterized. The record is from RefSeq and is a predicted model, not a curated record. The coding region runs from base 1 to 2628 and encodes 875 amino acids. Gene Ontology annotation, biological process: intracellular zinc ion homeostasis; transmembrane transport; zinc ion transport. Lineage: Eukaryota; Fungi; Ascomycota; Lecanoromycetes; Lecanorales; Ramalinaceae. Gene Ontology annotation, cellular component: Golgi apparatus; membrane. Gene Ontology annotation, molecular function: zinc ion transmembrane transporter activity. The transcript has 3 exons.